This is a messenger RNA of Cicer arietinum (chickpea), 3478 nucleotides long. Its product is annotated as L-arabinokinase-like. Gene Ontology annotation, molecular function: ATP binding. The record is from RefSeq and is a predicted model, not a curated record. NCBI's taxonomy places the organism in Eukaryota, Viridiplantae, Streptophyta, Magnoliopsida, Fabales, Fabaceae.
CUUCUCUCCUAACUUAUCUCUAUCCAUCGUAACAAACUAGUCAUCAUCCUCAUCAUCAUUAUCAUCAUCAUCAAUUCAUGUCUCUAUUAGGAUCAUGUUUCUUAAAACCAUAAAAUAAUAAAUAAAAUAGCAAAUACUAGUAAUAUGUGAUAAAUUAUUUAACUUCUCUUUCAAUUUUCAAAAAAUCAUUAGCAUCAAAUUCAUAAGAUAAUAUAUAUCUCUCUCUCAUUGUGUUAGAGUGAAUAGAAUAAGUUGAAACAUCAAAAUGAGGAUCGAACAAGAAAGUGAUGGAGUUUCAGCUUCCACAAAACAUCUUGUUUUUGCUUAUUACGUUACUGGUCAUGGUUUUGGUCAUGCCACCAGAGUCACUGAGGUGGUGAGGCAUUUGAUUGAUGCGGGGCAUGAUGUGCAUGUUGUCACUGGUGCUCCUGAUUUUGUUUUCACCUCUGAAAUUGAGUCUCCUCGAUUAUUCAUUCGCAAGGUGCUUUUGGACUGUGGAGCUGUUCAAGCAGAUGCUUUGACGGUUGAUCGCCUUGCUUCUUUGGAGAAGUAUUCUGAAACAGCGGUGAAGCCGCGAGCUAAAAUCUUGGCUUUAGAAACCGAGUGGCUCAACUCUAUAAAAGCUGACUUAGUGGUUUCUGAUGUUGUUCCGGUUGCAUGUCGUGCGGCAGCAGAUGCUGGCAUUCGCUCUGUCUGUGUGACCAAUUUCAGUUGGGACUUCAUCUAUGCAGAGUAUGUCAUGGCUGCUGGACUUCAUCAUCGUUCAAUAGUUUGGCAGAUAGCCGAGGACUAUUCCCAUUGCGAGUUCCUUAUUCGCCUCCCCGGAUAUUGCCCAAUGCCUGCAUUUCGCGAUGUUAUUGAUGUCCCUUUGGUGGUGAGGAGGCUGCACAAAUCUGCAAAAGAGGUGAGGAAGGAGCUCGAGAUACCUGAUGAUGUGAAGCUAGUUAUUCUCAACUUCGGCGGGCAGCCAUCGGGAUGGAAGUUAAAGGAGGAUUUCUUACCUUCUGGCUGGUUGUGCCUGGUUUGUGGUGCUUCUGAAAAUGAGGACCUUCCACCAAAUUUUAGAAGACUUGCUAGAGAUGCAUAUACGCCCGACAUUAUUGCAGCAUGUGACUGUAUGCUUGGAAAAAUUGGCUAUGGAACAGUUAGUGAAGCCUUGGCAUACAAGUGUCCAUUUGUCUUUGUACGCAGAGAUUAUUUCAACGAAGAACCUUUUUUGAGAAAUAUGCUUGAGUAUUAUCAAUGUGGUGUCGAAAUGAUCAGGAGGGAUUUAAUCACCGGUCACUGGAGACCUUAUCUCGAACGUGCAAUAAGUCUGAAACCCUGCUAUGAAGCAGGCAUUAAUGGUGGUGAGGUGGCAGCCCACAUCCUUCAGGAAACGGCUUUUGGAAAAAAUUAUGCAUCAGAUAAGCUUAGUGGGGCAAGAAGAUUGCGUGAUGCAAUAGUUCUUGGUUAUCAACUCCAAAGGGCCCCUGGCCGAGAUAUUACGAUCCCAGAAUGGUAUGCUACAGCUGAAGAGCAACUCGGCCACUCAUCACCUAGUUCACCUGUGAAUAAUGGUGACUUUGCAUUCCAUUCAGGCGUUGAAGAUUUUGAUAUUCUUCAUGGAGAUUUUCAAGGUCUUCCAGAUACUGUGGCGUUCUUACAAAGCCUAUCUGAAUUGGUCGCGAAGCACACAAAGCGGGAGCGCAAGGCUGCAGCAAAUCUCUUCAAUUGGGAGGAAGAAAUUUUUAUAACAAGAGCUCCAGGAAGAUUAGAUGUAAUGGGCGGUAUUGCUGAUUAUUCUGGAAGUCUUGUCCUGCAGAUGCCAAUUAAAGAAGCCUGUCAUGUUGCUUUGCAAAGAGUCCAUCCAAGUAAGCAUAGACUGUGGAAACAUGCAGAGGCCAGACAGAAUGACAAAGGCGGGGAUCCAACUGCUGUCUUGCAAAUUGUAUCAUACGGCUCAGAGUUAGGCAAUCGUGGCCCAACAUUCGACAUGGAUUUGUCUGAUUUUAUGGAUGGAGACAAGCCAAUUUCAUAUAAAAAAGCAAGGAAAUACUUUGCUCAAGAUCCAUCUCAAAAGUGGGCAGCAUAUGUUGCGGGUGCAAUUUUGGUGUUAAUGACCGAAUUGGGCGUGCAAUUUGAAGAUAGUAUCAGCAUGCUGGUUUCAUCUGCGGUCCCAGAAGGGAAAGGUGUAUCGUCUUCUGCAUCUGUGGAGGUCGCUAGUAUGGCUGCUAUUGCAGCUGCUCAUGGAUUAAAUAUAAGCUCAAGGGAUCUGGCUUUGCUCUGCCAGAAGGUGGAAAAUCACAUUGUAGGUGCUCCAUGUGGUGUCAUGGACCAGAUGGCUUCAGCGUGCGGUGAAGCCAACAAGCUUCUUGCCAUGAUUUGUCAGCCUGCAGAGAUUGUUGGCCUCGUCGAAAUUCCAAGCCAUAUCCGAGUUUGGGGAAUUGAUUCUGGAAUUAGACACAGCGUUGGAGGUGCAGAUUAUGGAUCUGUGAGAAUUGGAACCUUUAUGGGUAUGAAAAUGAUAAAGUCUAGGGCUUCUGAGGAAUUGACUGAGAUGUGUGCUGCAAAUGGAUUGAACUAUGAUGAAGUGGAACAAGGUGACAUAGAAUUACUUAAACAAGAAGCUUCCUUAGAUUACUUAUGUAAUUUACCACCUCACAGAUUUGAGGCUCUUUACGCUAAGACGAUACCCGAGUCCAUUGCUGGCGAGACAUUUUUGGAGGAAUAUACAAAUCAUAACGAUCCUGUCACUAUUAUUGAUGAAAAGCAUAACUAUGGAGUGAGAGCUCCCACACUACAUCCUAUCUAUGAAAAUUUCCGAGUCAAGACCUUCAAAGCACUUCUGACAUCGACAUCUUCAACUGAUCAACUUUCAGCUUUAGGAGAAUUGCUAUAUCAGUGUCACUACAGCUACAGUGCUUGUGGACUUGGGUCUGAUGGAACAGACAGGCUUGUUCACUUGGUACAAGAAUUGCAGCAUAGCGCAGCGUCUAAAUCCGAAGGCGGAACUUUAUGCGGAGCCAAGAUCACUGGUGGGGGUUCCGGUGGAACGGUUUGUGUAAUCGGUAGAAAUUGUCUCAAGAGCAGUGAACACAUUUUUGAGAUUCAGCAGAGGUACAAAAAAGCUACUGGCUACUUGCCCUUUAUUUUCGAAGGCUCGUCACCGGGUGCAGGAAAGUUCGGUUACCUGAAAAUUCGCCGACGGGCUACCCCGAAAAAAGUCGACAGUUUCAAGGAUGUUAAUGAAGUGUUGGUGGAGAAUGAAAGCUGAUAAUUGCUUAUAUUUAAUUUAAUUUUCUCAGUUUUCUUGUCUUGUGUGUUUCACAAGAAUUUGUACAGGUAAACUUUUUAAGGAAUUUUUAGUCAAUUAUUAUUACCAUUUUUCAAACACAUUCCUUUGAUUUUUUCACUGGAUUGUUGGAAUAUCUAAAUUGUGAACUAUAUUAAAUAUGGUCAUUUGAUAUUAAAGAAAUGAAGCUGUUCAUUGGAAGAA